AUGUGUAUGGUGUUGUACGGCUUCGAUGCUUCCGUGUUCAACGCCGUUCAGGCUUCGGACAACUGGCUCGCGUACUUCGAUCUCGACCCAGACGAAGACACUCAGCUCAUUGGCCUCAUCAACACCGUGUAUACCAUAGGCGCUAUCAUAGCCGGCUUCUUCUUCGGUGGCCCCCUGGCUGACUGGGCUGGUCGGCGCAUUGGAAUGGGCGUUGGCUGUGCUCUUACCAUCGCCGCAGCCUUUAUGCAGGCUUUCGCGCCCCACCAUAAUCUCGGUGUCUUCAUGGCCGGCCGAGUCAUUAUUGGUAUCGGUCAAGGCCUCGCAUUAACUGCUGGCCCUGUGUACAUUAAUGAAAUCACACCCGCCGAGAUUCGCGGUGUGGUAAUGACGUUUUGGCAGCUUAACUUCAGCGUUGGUAGCUUCUUGGCUUUCUGGAUUAACUACGCAUGUGGUCUAAACCGCGAGAAACUUGGAGACUGGGACUGGCGCAUGGUUGUGCUAUUCCAGAUCCUCGUCCCAACGAUUGUGUGCAGCACGCUGUGGACCAUCCCCGAAUCUCCCAGAUGGUACGUCCAGAAAGGCAAACCCGAACUGGCUCGCACAGCUCUUCUCUCGCUGCGAAAUACAGAGGAGGAGGCCGAGCAAGAACUUCUAGCUAUUAGAGAGGCCAUUGAGUAUGAGAAAGAAGCCAUCAGCACCAAUUACACCGCUCUGUUCAAGGACCCCUCGGUCCGCAAGCGUCUCUUCCUGACAAUUUUUCUCAAUGUUGGACAGCAACUCACCGGACAAGGCACCCUCAACAACUACUCGACUCAGAUUUACCGCAAGGUUUGGCCGAGCAAGUCAACCAUUAACCUUAUCAACGCACUCAACGGUACUUUCGGUAUUCUUUUCACGUUGAAUGCUACGUGGACUGCCGAUCGCUUUGGUCGUCGAUGGUUAUUCAUGGUCGGUGCGGUAGGUAUGGGCUUUUGUAUGAUGGUAGUCCCUGUUGUGGGAAUGGCUACGCCGGACCUGGCGGGAGGCACGAAGUCUCAAUCUGUUGGCAUUUCGAUCGUCUUCUUGCUCUUCCUUUUUGCCUUUUUCUACAAGCCUUCCUGGGGCGCUACUGUUUGGAUCUACACCGCCGAAGUUUUCUCGAUGAACAUUAGAGCACAAGCCGUUGGGAUGUGUUCCCAAUCGCAAAACGUUGCGAAUACCAUUUUCCAGCAAUUUUUCCCUACAUUCCUCAAGAACACUGGCCUCAAGUGCCUUUUCUUCUUCAUGGCUGUCAACUUCUUGCUGGUAAUAUACGUCUGGUUCUUCAUCCCCGAGACGAAGAAAGUGCCCCUGGAAGAGAUCGAUGUGCUGUUCGGAGGCGUCAAUCACGUGGAAAAGGGCAGCCAAAUGGUCGGCCUGGGGCCCGAGAAUGAGAUUAGGGAUUUUGAGGCUGAACACCAGUCACGCAAAGCUCCAGGAGUCAAGGAUGCGUAG
This is a messenger RNA of Colletotrichum spaethianum, 1473 nucleotides long. Its product is annotated as quinate permease. Gene Ontology annotation, cellular component: membrane. Gene Ontology annotation, molecular function: carbohydrate:proton symporter activity. The transcript is spliced from 6 exons. Lineage: Eukaryota; Fungi; Ascomycota; Sordariomycetes; Glomerellales; Glomerellaceae. The record is from RefSeq and is a predicted model, not a curated record. Gene Ontology annotation, biological process: transmembrane transport; carbohydrate transport. Bases 1 to 1473 code for a protein of 490 amino acids.